Chelonus insularis is the source of this 2603-nucleotide messenger RNA. RefSeq names its product BTB/POZ domain-containing protein KCTD3. Bases 215 to 2329 code for a protein of 704 amino acids. Gene Ontology annotation, biological process: protein homooligomerization. The record is from RefSeq and is a predicted model, not a curated record. The transcript has 10 exons. Gene Ontology annotation, molecular function: protein binding. NCBI's taxonomy places the organism in Eukaryota, Metazoa, Arthropoda, Insecta, Hymenoptera, Braconidae.
UGGCGGACAAAGCUGUGUCUCGCUUAUUAAAGGGUUUCUCAUUUUUGUCACAGAUGAGUUUUCUUUAUUAAAAUAUGUGCUCUUUUUAUCAGAGCACAUUCAAGAAUAUCCAAUAGUUUAGUGAGUGAUAUUUCGUCAUGCAGCAUAAUAUUAUUGUAUAUAACUGAUAAAAAAAUUGAAGUAAAUAAUUAAGUGUAAAUGAAUUAUCAAUAUAAUGGCAAUUUUUCACUCACUUAACAUGGGUGAUAUUAUUCAUUUAAAUGUCGGAGGAACCAGAUUCUCUACAUCUCGACAAACACUAACAUGGAUUCCUGAUUCAUUUUUUACGGCUCUUCUAAGUAAUCGUAUAGCUAGUCGUCGAGAUGAAACUGGUGCUCUGUUUAUUGAUAGAGAUCCAAAAAUAUUUUCAAUAAUAUUAAAUUAUUUACGAACUAGAGACAUUGAUUUAAAAAAUAUUGAUAUUAGAACUUUAAGACAUGAAGCUGAGUAUUAUGGUAUUACUCCUUUAAUCAAAAGACUGAUGCUUUGUGAAGAUUUGACACAUUCCUCGUGUGGCGAUGUACUUUUUUAUGGAUAUCUACCGCCCCCUAGUGUUCCAUUACAAGAACCAAUCAAUCUUCCUGCAGGUAGCAGUGAUAUUGGUGUUCAUGGCAGAGCUGCUCCUUCAACUCCUCGAACAGAAGCAAGUCAGUCUGCGCCAAUUGUUAGUACUUCUGCGCAGUCAUCAAAUCCAAGUGCAGCUGGGCUAUCAAACCAAAAACCUUCAGUGUCAAACCAUGCUAGGAAUUCAUCAUUGGACUACAGAUUGCAACAGAGAAAUUUACAACACUCGAGAAAUCCGUCUUAUGACUUGAGACAUGCACGAAACAGUUCAGCUGAUAUGAAUAAAUAUUUUACAAAUGAUGUUGGAUUAGUUUUUGGUUCUCACCAGGGUUGGGUUGAUCCCUUGAGAGUACAGAUGAUUAAAGCUCACCAUAACUGGAUAGUAAUAGCCUACGCUCAUUUUAUAACUUGCUAUCGUUUGAAAGAUUCUUCUGGCUGGCAGCAUGCUUUUACAAGUCCUCAUAUCGAAGCAAUAAUUGAACGAGUGGCGAUAAAUGCAAAAAUGGGCAGCGGUCCUGAUGGAAAAAUGGUAGCUAUCUCAUAUGGAAGCCAAAUAAGGUUAUGGAGUGUUGCUGAAGACGGAAUCAAAACGAAUAUAGGAACAUUUAAUUUAAAUGUACGAGUUGAAUAUUUAUUUUUUAUUGGAAGUCAAUUGGUUGCGCUUUCACCGAUUGGUAAAAUUGGUGUUUGGCAUGCCAUGUCUCAACACUGGCAAAUACAAGAUGUUGUUUCGAUAUCAUCAUUUGAUACAGCUGGUUCAUUUUUACUUCUUGGUUGUAAUAAUGGAUCUAUUUAUUAUAUUGAUAUGCAAAAAUUUCCUUUGAGAAUGAAAGACAAUGAUUUAUUAGUAACUGAACUGUACAGAGAUCCGAAUCUUGAUCCUAUAACAGCAAUAUCAGUUUAUCUUACACCAAAAACGAGUCUAUGUGGAAACUGGAUUGAAAUUGCUUACGGUACAAAGUCUGGGAUUGUUAGAAUUAUCGUUCAACAUCCAGAAACUGUAGGUCAUGGUCCACAAUUAUUCCAAACUUUUACAGUUCAUCAAAGCAGUGUAACCAAGGUAAGGCUUUCCGAAAAAUAUUUAGUAUCUGUCUGCUCAGAAUAUAAUCAUGGAAGGAGUUGGGCAUUAACUCGGUUUCGAGGAAUGAUAUCUACGCAACCAGGUUCAACACCAGUGGCGAGUUUUAAAAUUGUUUCUUUAGACUCAGUAGAUUCAUCAAUCAGUAAUGAUGCUGGAAAUGAUUUUGGUCCAUUUGGCGAACAAGAUGAUGAACAGGUAUUUGUUCAAAAAGUUGUACCAGAAACCGAUCAACUUUUUGUAAGAUUAGCAUCAAAUGGAAAACGAGUCUGUGUCAUUCAAUCAGUAGAUGGUAGUUCGAUUAGUUCAUUUUGUGUUCAUGAAUGUGAAGGAUCAAGUCGUAUGGGAUCCAGGCCACGAAGAUUUAUUUUCACUGGUCAUUCUAACGGUGCAAUACAGAUGUGGGAUUUAACGACUGCAUUAGAUCCAGCAUUUGAAACCCAUCAAGCUAAAAAUUUCCCCAGUGGUCCUACACCAGAAGAGUUAUGGAAAUUAUUAGAUCAAUGUGAUUUAAGUAAUAGUCAUUGUUCGACUCCAUGUAUAAGUCCAUGUCCUUCUUUAGUUUCUUCUAGUACAAGACUUAAGGCAAGUAAUGUUCAAUUUUUAAAUCAGUCCCAAAAUUCUGAUUCAAAUCCUGGACCUAGCUAAUUGUUUUCUUUUAUAGAAACUUAUUUAGAUAAAAUUUAAAUUGUAAAAUAAUUGUUUUAGUACAACGUUUCUGUUUUGUAAAUUCUACUAAUAGUUAGGUUUUUCUAAUUAAAUAAUCAUGAAAAAUGUUCGAAUUAUUAUUGAUAAAAUAAUAUACAAGAAAAUAAUUUUAAAUCAUUACACAUCUAUUUGUAAUUACUUUUUCUGUGAUCUUGUUAGUAAAUGAAGAAUUCUGAAAGUGACAUGUACUGUUUUUUUAUAGACAAAUUAUAAU